UAACGUUCUUAUGAAAACAGCCCAGGUUAACGUCAUUAAAAAAUUAAAACUGAUUCGCACGGUACCCACAAGUGGUUUAAAACCAAACUAAGGUCAUAAGACUAUGAGUAUGUCUUAACCUGAGCUCCGCAACGGAUUGGACAUCUGAAGGCGGAACUCAAGUUGGAUUUGACCUGAGCGUUUGUUUCUGCACGAACAAAUCUCAUUUAUCAUCGCCUCGCAGCGGAGAUGGCAGUCCUCCCGGCGGCACUUCAUGGACGACUGGUUCAAGCCCUCCCCUUUUGUUUUGGGUCACUGCGGUUUGCCAGCUCCUUCAAGGCAGCAGACCUCGCCAUCGAACACAACACAGCAUGCAAGCCAAAGCCCGACCCUUCCACCCUGUUGUUUGGCAAACAGUUCUCCGACCACAUGUUGACCAUCAACUGGUCGGAGAAGGGCGGCUGGGAGGCUCCUCAGAUCAAACCUUUCCAGAAUCUGUCGCUGCACCCUGCCACCUCUGCCCUGCACUACUCCGUAGAGCUGUUCGAAGGCAUGAAGGCAUUUCGUGGAGCUGACAACCACAUUCGUCUGUUCAGACCCAUGCUGAACAUGGAGAGGAUGCAUCGCGGCGCUGAGAGAUGCUGCCUUCCUUUGUUUGAUAAAGGUGAGAUGCUGGAGUGCAUCAGGAGGCUGGUGGAGGUUGACAAGGAGUGGGUUCCCUACUCCCAGAACGCCAGUCUUUACAUCAGACCCACCUUUAUAGGAACUGAGCCGUCCCUCGGAGUGUCUCGGUCAGGAAAAGCCAUGAUCUUUGUCAUCGUCGGCCCUGUGGGACCAUACUUUGCCACAGGGUCCUUCAACCCAGUUUCUCUACUUGCGGACCCUUCGUAUCUCAGAGCCUGGAAGGGAGGAGUGGGGGCCUAUAAGAUGGGAGGUAACUACGGGCCUACGAUAGCGGUGCAGAGCGAGGCACAGAAGCAAGGCUGUCAGCAGGUCCUGUGGCUCUAUGGAGAGCAGGAGGAGAUCACUGAGGUCGGCACCAUGAACCUCUUCAUCUACUGGACCAAUAAGAAAGGAGAGAGAGAGUUGGUGACCCCUCCUCUGGAUGGUAUCAUUCUCCCCGGAGUCACCAGACAGUCUCUGCUAGACCUGGCCAGAGCCUGGGGUGAGUUUAAAGUGACCGAGUGUACGAUAGGCAUGAAGGAGCUGCUUGGGGCUCUGGAUGCUGGAAGGAUCCUGGAGGUGUUUGGAGCAGGGACUGCCUGUGUGGUCUGUCCUGUCGACAGCCUCCUCUACAAAGGAAAGACGUACCAGAUACCUACCAUGAAGAAUGGUCCGGACCUGGCAAAGAGGUUCUACAAAGAGCUUACUGACAUUCAGUACGGACACAAGCCAAGCGAAUGGGCACCUCUGGUCGUUUAAAUGGUCAUUUUACACACACCAAUCAUAUCAACAGUUAGUCUCAUAAUUCCACUUUGAACAACAAGUAGCCCCAUCUACCCCCCUUUAACCCGCUAAGGCACUCCUGCUUCUUUACCAACCUGAAGAGAUGGAUCCUCUCAGGUGGCUUUUACAGAUGUUCCUUUGUCUGCAGACUGGUAGGUCGAAUGUGACCAUUUGCUUUGGAAAGCAAUAUUGACGACGAUAUGCAAUGCAAUGAUCUUAACCUCAAGGUAUGUACUAAAAAAAAACUGCUCUCAUUGGGAAGAGAAAAACCAACCAGAUCCUAAGAUAAUCAAAACAAAGAUGACACAUGCUUGGUGGUGAUAUCUGUUACACUAGCAUGACACAAGUGUCUAGUUUAAGUGUUUGUCCUUAAAUCCCGCUUGGAUUAAUUCCUUGUGAUGGCAGUACUCACGGUUAAUAGCACACAUUCAUUUUCAUCAGCAGUGCAUUCUAGCAUUAAUGAAAAACACAAAAUGACAGUGCAGUAGGUGAAGUCUUUGCAAUACUAAAGCAGCUGUGUAUUUGUGUGUGAAACGUGACACUAGACGGCAUUAUACAAGUGCAGUUUUCAUCAGGAAAUGUAUUUUUAAGUAUUGUGCAACAGAAAAAAA
Monopterus albus (swamp eel) is the source of this 2036-nucleotide messenger RNA. It is a transcript of the gene bcat2, whose product is annotated as branched chain amino-acid transaminase 2, mitochondrial. Gene Ontology annotation, molecular function: branched-chain-amino-acid:2-oxoglutarate transaminase activity. NCBI's taxonomy places the organism in Eukaryota, Metazoa, Chordata, Actinopteri, Synbranchiformes, Synbranchidae. The record is from RefSeq and is a predicted model, not a curated record. The transcript has 11 exons. Gene Ontology annotation, cellular component: mitochondrion. Gene Ontology annotation, biological process: L-valine biosynthetic process; L-leucine biosynthetic process. Bases 229 to 1401 code for a protein of 390 amino acids.